Messenger RNA from Zea mays, 2436 nucleotides. Its product is annotated as anthocyanidin 3-O-glucosyltransferase 2. The coding region runs from base 875 to 2317 and encodes 480 amino acids. Gene Ontology annotation, molecular function: UDP-glucosyltransferase activity. The record is from RefSeq and is a predicted model, not a curated record. NCBI's taxonomy places the organism in Eukaryota, Viridiplantae, Streptophyta, Magnoliopsida, Poales, Poaceae. The transcript has a single exon.
UUUUAGAUCUAACAUCUCUAGUUGAUUAUUCAAUUUACAAAUAACACCUUCCACCGCUACACAUCACCACGUUGACGGAUGUCCUUAGUAAAAUGUACCAAACAACUAGAGACGUUAGAUUAAAAUGAGUGGUGCUGAUUUAAUAUGUGCACCAUGUACACCAAUGUUCCAUGUGCACUUAAAUAUGUUGUCCACAACAAAAGUCACGGAGGCCAAACUGUACUGAUUAGUUUGGAAAGCUUCAUAGUCAAGCCAGGAUUGGCUAUCCGCCUAGAACACUCCCUUGAGAUGACUGUCACCUCUCCAUCUACCACAGGUCAUUGAUCAAGCGUCGCGGGACCCGCAUCACUGUCAUACUAGAGAUUUUCCACGCCGGCCGGAGAGUCACAGACACAGACAUACGGAUACGGACAAGCUUGGACAGCCACGGUCCAAGAUUGAGGCGUGGUGCAGCGUGGCUUACACGGCGCUGCGACACCUGCGUGCGAAUUGCGAUGCCUCGCGGUAGAAUCACUUGGCCACAGGCGUGGCCAAGUCCACGAAGAAAAGUGUUGCCUAUGGUUCAGGAUUUCAUCGGACAUAGCAGAUUGUUUCGGAGAAACAUGCGUCGCAUCUGCUGAAGAAAAGUACGGUUCCAAGUCCCGUGCUCGCCCAUCCUGUCAUCCUGGGCGACUGAUCGGGCCCCGUGGGUGGUGGUGGUGGGUGAUCACCUUCCACAGCCUAAUCAGUGCCAGUCACCUUCACCGUCGAUAUAUUUUUAAAUUUUUGAUACAACCGGCUAUUCAUCUGUAUUCGUUUCACUUGGCUGCUUGCUUUGGUUACCCAAGGAAAAAAGCACUGAAGUAACGGUUACGGCCAAACACCGACUGUUCCAAUGGCGACGCCCGCGCUGGUGCUCCUACCGGAGUGGGGGUCCGGCCACCUCAUGUCCAUGCUCGAGUCCUGUAAGCGCGUCCUCCUCAGCAGCAGCGGCGGCAAGGCCUUCUCCAUCACCCUGCUCGUGAUGCGCCCGCCGACGGCCGAGGCCACCUCCGAGGUGGAGGCGCACGUGCGGCGCGAGGCCGCGUGCGGGCUGGACAUCCGCUUCCACCGCCUCCCCGCCGUGGAGGCCCCCACCGACGCCGUCGGGGUCGAGGAGUUCAUCGCGCGCUACAUCGGCCUCCACGCGCCGCACGUCCGUGACGCCGUGGCCGCCAUGGCGUGCCCCGUGGCCGCGCUCGUGCUCGACCUCUUCGCCGCGCCGCUGGUGGACGUGGCGCGGGGCCUCGGGGUGCCGUCCUACGUCUUCAUGUCGUCCACGGGGGCCAUGCUCGCGCUCAUGCUGCACCUGCCCGUGCUCCACGAGUCCGUCCCCGCCGUGGACUUCGACGAGAUGGAGGGGGACGUGCCGCUGCCGGGGCUGCCGCCGGUGCCGCCGGACUCCAUGCCGUGCCCCGUGGCGGACAAGAGGAGCCCCAACUACGCGUGCUUCGUGCGCCUCGGCGACCGCUUCAUGGACGCCACGGGGGUCAUCGCCAACACAGCGGACGAGCUCGAGCCGGGGCCCCUGGCGGCCGUCGCCCGGGGCCGGUGCGUGCCCGGCCGGCCCGCGCCGCCGGUGUACCCGAUCGGCCCCGUGCUGUCGCUCGGCGGCCGCUCGCCGUCUCACGAGUGCGUCGCGUGGCUGGACGCGCAGCCGCCGGGGUCCGUUGCGUUCCUCUGUUUCGGGAGCAUGGGGUGGUUCGACCCGCCGCAGGUUGCGGAGAUCACUGCCGCGCUCGAGCGGUGCGGCCACCGCUUCCUGUGGGUCCUGCGGGGACCACCCUCGGACGCGUCCGGGUCGGAGCACCCGACGGACGCGAACCUCGACGAGCUGCUCCCGGAGGGGUUCUUGGAGAGGACGGGGGGCAAGGGCCUGGUGUGGCCGACGUGGGCGCCGCAGAAGGAGAUCCUGGCGCACCCCGCCGUGGGCGGCUUCGUGACGCACGGCGGCUGGAACUCGGUGCUGGAGAGCCUGUGGCACGGCGUGCCCAUGGCGCCGUGGCCGCUGUACGCGGAGCAGCACCUGAACGCGUUUCAGCUGGUGGCCGACAUGGGCGUGGCCGUGCCGCUCAAGGUGGACAGGAAACGGGGCAACUUCGUGGUGGCCGCGGAGCUCGAGCGCGCUGUGCGGUCCCUGAUGGACGCCGACGGCGAGCAGGGGAGGAGGGCGAGGGAGAAGGCCGCGCGUAUGAAGGCCGUGUGCCGGAAGGCCGUGGAGGAGGGCGGGUCGUCGCACGCGGCGCUGCAGAGACUCGCAGAGGCGCUCCACGACGGCGCCGUGAUCCCGAAGAAGUGAAACGCGGCCGCUCCAUGUUCCUUUGUUUGGUGAUGUUUCAUGGAAUACUAUGCGCGCGUAAUUGUUUUUUUAUACCAAUAGCGCAAUAACAGUAAUAAUACAAAUUUAGAUUACAAUAA